UCCGAGCAGGAGCAAAAGGCGCAGCUGGAGAAGGAAAUAUCCCGCAGCCGCAUCCCCCGUUUGGUCCUUCGGCCGCAGCAGAAGGUGUCCCCCGCUUCCGAGUCGCCCUUUUCGGAAGAGGAGAGUCGGGAAUUCAACCCACUCAGUUCCUCCGGGGGUUCCGGCAGGACCGUCAGCAGCAACAGCUUCUGCUCAGAUGACACUGGCUGUCCUAGUAGCCAGUCAGUAUCUCCAGUUAAGACUCCCUCUGAUGCUGGAAACAGUCCGAUCAUUUUUUGCACUGGUAGCGAUGGAGACUUCUCCAGGAAGAAAUUCAGUCCAGGGACAAUGAGUGAAGGGAACCUGCAGCUGUCUCGAUACAAGAAGGAGACAAAGACAAGCCUUGUAAAGCCCGGGAGUGAAGCCGAUUUUAGCUCUUCAAGCAGCACGGGCAGUAUUUCAGCGCCUGAAGUCCACAUGUCGGCUGCUGGAAGCAAACGAUCUUCUUUUUCUCGCAACCGUGGCCCUCAUGGUCGGAACAAUGGAUCCUCAUCCUGCAAGUCGGGAGCCAGCCCCCCUGCGUCCCGGGAGAAGGACCCUCUGUCAGCGCUGUGCAGAAACCAGCUGAGCCCUGCGAGCAUCCACCAGAGCUACAGGGCUUCCUCGGCCAGCAGCAGCAACUCGGGCUCCUACAAAGGCAGUGACAGCAGCCCGGUGAUGAGGCGAUCAGGGAGAUACAAUUCUUGUGGUGACAAUCACAGCAUUAAGCCACAAAAUCCAGAGCAGUACCUGACUCCUCUGCAGCAGAAGGAAGUGACAGUUCGGCAUUUGAAAACCAAGCUGAAGGAAUCUGAGAGCAAACUUAAAGAAAGGGAAACAGAAAUGGAAGAGCUCAAAUCUCAGCUGGUACGGAUGAGGGAGGACUGGAUUGAAGAGGAGUGUAACCGUGUGGAGGCAGAGCUGUCCUUAAAGGAAGCAAGAAGCGAAAUUAAACAACUCAAGCACGUUAUUGAAACUAUGAAAAACAGCUUGGCUGAGAAAGACAAAAAAAUUCAGAAAUACUUUGUAGACAUAAACAUUCAAAACAAGAAACUGGAAUCUUUGCUGCAGAGCAUGGAGAUGCCUCAGAGCAGCUCUGUGGGGGAUGAGCAAUGCCUGGAGCACACGUGUGAGUCGGAGGGGAAGCUGCUGUCACUGUGCGCCGCGAUGCCAGACAGCCUCAGCACAGAGGACCAGGCUCUGGAGGAGGUGGCAGAUAGCGGGCUGCUUCUCAAUUCGGACACAGCUAACGGGACUGCCUCAUCUGAAGAGAGUUUGCUCACCACAGCUUCUGAGCUGAGUGAUCCAUCUCCCUCCAGCCCUGCUGUGAAUAAAGAGAUGCUCGACAGUGUUCUCGAUGAGGAGGAAAGCAGCACCAUGACGGUGGAACAGGCCAUCCAAACUGAUGUGGUGCCAUAUAGCCUAGAUGUGGAGCAGCUCAUCCAAAAUAUCUUCAGAGCUCAAGAUGCCCGUCCUCUAAGCCCACCUUCUUCACUGAAGGAAUUGGGUGAAUUUUCUCUUGGGAGCCUCAGUGAUUCCGGUAUCAUAGUGGACUUAACUCCAAGUGAUCCAAACUCUGCCAUCCUUUUGUCUCCUGUGGAGUCUCCGUGCAGGGAAGUGGAGCACAGAGUCAAUGAAAACCGUUUCAUGAAAGAACUUGAUUUUACAGAACCUCAUGAUGAUGAAGCCUUUGGGUGUAUCCGUACUUUCUCUCAGACAGGCAUAAAGAGGAGAUACUGGAGCAGCAGUCUUCUCAGAGAUGUUCUGGCUGUAGCAGCCCCUGUUGUACCAACCAUCAUGUGGGUGUUCAGCACUCAGAGAGGAGGCACAGAUCCCAUUUACAAUAUCGGAGCGUUGCUUCGUGGUUGCUGCCUGGUGGCCCUGCACUCUUUGCGCCAUACACCCUUCAAUAUCAAAACCUAAAGUCCACUCUGUCCCUGGGCACCAGCUGUCCAAGGCAGAGAGAAAGAGGGACGAGACAGAGCCUAAAAAGUUACUGUAUAUUCUGGCAGAGUCCCUAAUUUUGCUUUUGACUAUUUGAUUUGCACUAUAAAUCGGUUUGAAAAUGUUCCUUGUUUCAGAAUGAAAAA
Molecule: messenger RNA, 2108 nt
Organism: Pterocles gutturalis (yellow-throated sandgrouse)
Lineage: Eukaryota; Metazoa; Chordata; Aves; Pterocliformes; Pteroclidae
Gene: SYBU
Product: syntabulin (syntaxin-interacting)
Exons: 6
Biological process (GO): synapse maturation; axonal transport of mitochondrion
Cellular component (GO): vesicle; cytoplasmic microtubule
Source: RefSeq, a predicted model, not a curated record